GCCCUUACCUCACUCUUGGGAGCUGUGGCCACGCGUUCCUGCCAGAGUGUCAGUGAGUAACACACGGGAGAAGCCAUGACACAUCCAUCGUGUAUGCAUCGUGGCUUUAUUGCGUCCUUGUCCAUCCUAUUGCUCUGAUCUCACUUACAGCCAUCGAGUUGAACUUCGCUACGACAUCCUCCUGACAGCUGGGGUCCACGAAUGCCCCACCACGGAUGGCUUGGCAAAGCGCCAGCCACUUGCACUCCUCAUCCGACAGGCACGUGUGUUCUUCGAUGGGCACUGUCUUCCAGAUGCUGUCGAGGGCGUCCGUGGUGGUGAGGAUGCUGGCGUUGUUGCCGCCACCGUGCUCGUUGAUGAAUGCGGACGGCGGAUUGAGCAGUGCGGCGCCGAGCACGGGCGUCUGGUCCUCCUCGUUGACCCGCACCUCCUUCAACAGGUGCAGCAAGAUUCUCACGCAAACAAGGGGCAGCCGGCGGGCAGCCGCGCUGCUCUUCCUUGCAGACGGGUCAGCAUUCUGCAUUUCAGCGCACACGCCAAUUGCGGCGGGACAAAGAUGGCAUUACUGAGCGCUUCACUUCACCUGCUCCUUACCUUGUCAGCCCUCAACAGCUCCGAAGCUGGAGAUGGCGGCAGUCUCGUGUUCAUGACAAUGGUGAAGCGAAGAGGUGGAACUGUGCUGAAAGAGAGGUGUCGGAACGGCAGGAAGCACAGGAUGGCACAGGAUAUUGCACAGGAUGGCAAUCCAUCCUCCGAAAAAAGUGGCGAUGUCUCUCUGUCUCCA
Molecule: messenger RNA, 784 nt
Organism: Vitrella brassicaformis
Lineage: Eukaryota; Vitrellaceae
Source: the annotation of a GenBank genome assembly